Messenger RNA from Aspergillus affinis, 2745 nucleotides. RefSeq lists its product as uncharacterized. The transcript is spliced from 4 exons. The coding region runs from base 1 to 2745 and encodes 914 amino acids. The record is from RefSeq and is a predicted model, not a curated record. Lineage: Eukaryota; Fungi; Ascomycota; Eurotiomycetes; Eurotiales; Aspergillaceae.
AUGCAUCUUCUUCACUCGUUGUUCGCCACGGGCAUCGGGCUCCGCCUAGUCGCUCUCGUAGCAGGACAUACCGAUUUCUCGACGGAGCAGUUCACCGGGACGUUAGACGGCACGUCCGGAGUUCUGCGCUCCUUAAAACCGAAGGGUACGUCGGAGACAUUCGACUUCUCGCCGGCCGACGUCUUCGAUAAGCGCAAUGGGAACGGCAACUAUCACACCGGCGACUUGACGCUUCGGUACCGCGUCGGAGACUCCGGGGCCUGGACGGAUGUCGACACGGCGACGGAUCGAGGAGCGUUGAACAGCAAGAAAUCGACUUCAAACUCGUCUCCUAGCGCGGUGAUCGCGUCUUCGGAUCUUGGAGGUAUCGUCAAUGCGUCUCUGGCGGACGACCUGUCCAUCACGCGCUCUUGGGUCGAGUAUAAAGGUGACCUGGCGUUGAAUUUCACCGUCACGAACAAGAACUCCAAGUCGAUUGAGCUGGGCAGUUUGGGGUUCCCCAUCGAGUGGAAUACGAUUUUCUAUGAGCGCACGGGGGAAGAAACGAGACAAACGUGCGUUCUGGUGGAUCCGUACAUCGGUUUAGAUGCCGGUUAUGUGCAGGUUACGCGACUGCUGGGCGCAGGGCCGCAUUUGGUGAUUACGCCGCUGGGCGAGACCAAGUUCGAGGCGUGGCGCUUUCUGCCGGAAACUGGCGAAAGCAAGCUUGCGUAUCAGAGCCAGGUGUUUGAAGGAAACUACGAGUGGCAGGUCUAUUCGAAGGCAUGGGCGGAGAAGGAGUGGGAUGGGGUCACGCCGUGGAAUAAGCCGACUUCGUUGACCCUGAAGCCUGGACAGACCGUCUCAUACGGAUUGAGGUUUAGUGUCGUCGAGUCGGUGGAGAAGAUCGAGGACAAGGUCGCGUCGCUGGGGCUUCCGGUGGCUCAGGGCGUGCCGGGGUAUAUCUUGCCGAGGGAUUUGGAUGGGAAGUUAUUCAUCCGCACGAAUGAGACGGUUGAGAAUAUUGAUGUGUCACCGGGCGGUUUGACGGUGAAACAACUUGAUGAUGUGAACGACGAGUGGAAGGCCUUCAGUGUCACUCCCCAGGAGGACGCCUUCGGUCGAACCAGGAUCGAACUGAAAUACGGUAGUGGCCUCACCCACAGUCUACACUUUUAUGUCACGGACACGGGCCCCAAGUCGUUAUCGAAACUCGGAAACUAUCUGACUGAAACCCAAUGGUUCGACGGGACCGACCCAUUCGGUCGAUCCCCGUCGAUCAUCACCUACGAUCAUUCCGCCGACGCUCCAGUCCUUCAGGAUAACCGAGUCUGGAUCGCCGGCCUGAGCGACGAAGGCGGCGCCGGAGCGUUCGUCACCGCGGCCAUGAAGCAGAUCGCACAGCCCGUGGCCAAGGAGAUUGCGAAACUCGAGACCUUCGUGAACGAAACCGUCUGGGCCCGACUGCAGUUGACCAGCGGCGAGAACAAGUACGGCGUGCGAAAGAGUUUGUUCUACUACGAUACAGAAGCGAUGCCGGACUUCAAAUAUGAUUCGGACAUCUACUGGCAGGGAGCCUGGGAUAAAGAAGGCGCGAAUCUCCUGGAUAGAGCGUAUAACUACGUGCAUGUUACGUGUCUCUACUGGGCACUGUAUCGCGCCGGACGGUCGUCCAGUGUGUUGGAACGACAGAGUGCGCAGUGGUAUUUGGAACAGGCAUACGAGACAAUCCGCUUCGUCUACGGCACGCACAAGGAUGGAAGCAGAAACACCUGGUAUAAUGACCUUGGAUUAAUGGGCGAAACGGUCUGGAAGCUGGUCCUGGACGACCUGAAGCUGGAGAAUUACACCACCGAAGCCGAUACCCUCGAAGGAAUCUUCAAACCACGGGCCCAGGAAUGGACUACCCAGGAGGAUCCGUUCGGCAGCGAACAGGCCUGGGACUGCACCGGCCAAGAGGGUGUCUACCUGUGGACUAAAUACUUUGGAUUCACCGAAACGGCGCAGAAAACCAUCCAAUCGAUCCACGGGUUCAUGCCCACCGUUGCGCACUGGGGGUGGAACGGCAACGCCCGACGAUACUGGGACUUCGGAACAGCCGGUAAAAUCGAUCGUAUCGAACGACAAAUCCACCACUACGGAUCCAGUCUCAACGCCCUCCCCAUCCUCGAUAACUACCAUUCUUCAAGCAACCCAACCUCCGAUCUCAGUCUCUAUGACCUCCGUAUUGGCUACGGCGGCAACCAAGGCCCAAUGACCAAUAUCCAUCAGGACGGUUUUGGGUCUAUGUCGUUCCACUCGUUCCCCGAGACGUUGGACUGGGACCCGUACUCGGGCGAUUACGGAUCCGGAUUCGUUGGACAUGUUCUCGGCGCCGCGACGUAUGUGCUCAAGCAUCCGACUUUCGGUUGGUUGAGUUACGGCGGAAAUGUGGUUUCGACGGAGAACGGGCAGGUGGUGGUUGAGCCGAAGGAUUCGGUUAGACAGAGGAUUUAUGUGGUUGAUGCUGGUUUGUGGGUUGGUCUGGAUUCUGGGGCGAUUACUCAAGUCUCCGUGAAUCUUGGUAAGAAGACGGUUGUUCUGGAUAUCGAGAAGGGAGUGGAGGGGAUUGAGACGGUGGAUGUGGAGAGGGUGUUAGUCAAGUAUUCGGUCACCAAGGGCAUUAUUGAUUCGGAGGUCAAGUUAACGAAGGGCGCGAAGGAUGGAAAGUAUGGUCAGGAGGUGAAUUUCGCGGAGGGCAAGGCUAGCUUGACUUUUGCUUGGUGA